ACGCCGAGCAGUGACAGCUCCGCGCCUGCCCCCGCAGGGGCACCGACUCAGACCAGGAAACCCCGGGGAUUGCGGCCUUCCGUCCAGAUGACACCGGCACGAGACAGCCGCGCUGCUGGGUGGAGCUAGCAUUUAGCUAAGCUAACAACCCUAAAUUCGAGACGACACAAAUGGAUAACCCAAUUCAGAACAAGGAUGAUGGAAGGACGUCAUACUCAAGCUAUUAGCAUGGACCCGCGAAGACAGGAACUGCUUGAAGCUCGCUUUACUGGAACUGGGGUCACCAAGAGUUCAGCCACCAGUGAGUCAUCAAACCAGUCCAUGUGCAGCAUAGUGUCACUGAGUGACAAGGAAUCAGAGACGCCAGAGAAGAAAGCCAACAAGAGAAGCAGGAAGAGAAAAGGAGACGUCUGUGACGGCAACAGCCAUGGAAAGGGGAGGGGCCACAACACAGGUGAUUCUUUUGAGUGUGCCGGCAGCAGCAGCUCUGGUCCUGCUGGAAGCAUCCAUGUGCUGCUGCGCUCUUCUUCCCAGCACUCACUUUCUUAUCCUCCAUUUCAGCUCAGCAGUCCUUCGUCGACAGGCUCAACCCACACAGACUCCACGUCUUUCAGCUCAUUUGGGACAACACAUACACCAACUUUAUCACACAAAGCAACCCAGUCAGAACUGACUUUGCUGAAACUGAAAGCAAUAGAGAAGGUCAAGGACUCAAAUCUGGAAAAGACAGAAGGGAGGAUAGAUGCCUUGCUGAGGGCUAAUUGUGAUUUGAGGCGGCAGGUGGAUGAGCAGCAGAAGAUGCUCGAGCUCUACAGGGAGCGGCUAAACAAGUGUGUGAAGAUGAGCAAGAAGCUGCUGGUUGACAAGUCAAAGCAGGAAAAGAUGUCCUGCAGGGACAAAAGCAUGCAGGAUCGGCUACGUUUAGGCCACUUCACCACGGUCCGUCAUGGAGCCUCCUUCACAGAGCAGUGGACAAAUGGAUACGCCUUCCAGAACCUCAUCAGGCAGCAAGAACAAAUCAACUCGCAGCGGGAGGACAUUGAAAGGCAGAGGAAGCUGCUGGGGAAGAGGAAACCUCCAACAACACAGGCACCCCCACCCAACAUGGAACAGAGCAAACGGAGGAGCAGAAGCAAUGGCCAGGAGAAUGAAACGUUGUCGUUGUCAGAAUACCGGCAGCAAGAGGAGAUUUUCAAACUUCAAAUUGGUCGCUUAAAAAAGGAAGAAGCAGAAAUCCAGACAGAGCUGGAACAUUUGGAGCGGGUUAGAAGCCUGCACAUCCGGGAGCUCAAGAGGAUUCAUAAUGAGGACACCUCCAAAUUUAACGAUCAUCCUACGCUGAAUGACCGAUACCUGCUUUUACAUUUACUUGGAAGAGGUGGCUUUAGUGAAGUUUUCAAAGCUUUUGAUUUAGCCGAGCAAAGGUAUGUGGCCAUUAAAAUCUACCAACUCAACAAAAACUGGAGAGAAGAGAAGAAGGACAACUACCUCAAACACACCUGUCGGGAGUACAGGAUUCACAAAGAGCUCGAUCAUCCUCGAAUAGUCAAACUUUUUGACCAUUUUUCAAUCGACAGGGACUCGUUCUGCACAGUUCUGGAGUACUGUGCAGGCAAUGAUCUGGAUUUCUACUUGAAGCAGAAUAAGUCGAUGGCGGAAAAGGAGGCUCGCUCCAUUGUCAUGCAGCUCGUCAACGCGCUCAAGUAUCUCAGUCAGAUCCGCUCUCCCAUCAUCCACUAUGACCUCAAGCCUGGAAACAUCCUGCUGGCUAACGGGAACGCAUGUGGUGAGAUAAAACUCACUGACUUCGGCUCGUCUAAGCUCUUGGAUGACGACAGCUUCCACUCUGCAGAUGGGAUGGAGCUGAACUCGCAGGGAGCAGGAACUUACUGGUAUUUACCACCUGAGUGCUAUAUAGUAGGGAAAGACCCCCUGAAAAUAUCCAGUAAAAUAGAUGUUUGGUCUGUGGGGGUCAUAUUUUACCAGUGCUUAUUUGGGCGCAAGCCGUUUGGUCAUAAUCAGUCACAGCAGGAUAUCCUCCAAGAAAACACCAUAUUUAAAGCUACGGAGGUGCAGUUCCCUCCCAAACCUGUCAUCACUGCAGGAGCGAAGGCCUUCAUUCGACGUUGCCUAGCUUAUCACAAGGAGGACCGUGUGGAUGUGUUGCAGUUGGCCAGCGACCCCUUCCUAAUGCCUAGUACUCGUAAAGCCCUUGGUAGCAACACAACGUUGGUGCCCCCAUGUCCCUCCACCUCCAGCUGCUACAGCAGCAGUGCCUCCAACUCAAGUUAACCUAAGAGUAAACCACCCAAAUGUGACGCAACCCACAUAAAGACAUGCUUGAAUCCCCUCGUUUAGCCCACAGGAGGGAAGGAUCCCGAACUGGAACCAGACUAGUAACAUGGU
Nematolebias whitei (Rio pearlfish) is the source of this 2406-nucleotide messenger RNA. Its product is annotated as serine/threonine-protein kinase tousled-like 2. Gene Ontology annotation, molecular function: protein serine/threonine kinase activity; ATP binding. Lineage: Eukaryota; Metazoa; Chordata; Actinopteri; Cyprinodontiformes; Rivulidae. Gene Ontology annotation, biological process: chromosome segregation; intracellular signal transduction; peptidyl-serine phosphorylation. Bases 196 to 2292 code for a protein of 698 amino acids. Gene Ontology annotation, cellular component: nucleus. The record is from RefSeq and is a predicted model, not a curated record. The transcript has 21 exons.